This is a messenger RNA of Mugil cephalus (flathead mullet), 1775 nucleotides long. Its product is annotated as PEST proteolytic signal-containing nuclear protein-like. Gene Ontology annotation, biological process: protein ubiquitination; proteasome-mediated ubiquitin-dependent protein catabolic process. Bases 101 to 619 code for a protein of 172 amino acids. The record is from RefSeq and is a predicted model, not a curated record. The transcript is spliced from 5 exons. Lineage: Eukaryota; Metazoa; Chordata; Actinopteri; Mugiliformes; Mugilidae. Gene Ontology annotation, cellular component: nucleus.
UAUCGAACAUAUUCUUCUUCUUCUUUUCCUUCUUCUUGGGAACACAGCGCUGGAAGAAGACUAGCGGCACAAACCGGCAAGAAGAUAGUGAAAAAAACAAAUGAUGGCGGAUAACGAACAUAGCAAGAAAAGUCGCACCGACGACGGAGGGCCGCAGGAGGAGGGAGGCAGAGUGAAAACUAAGCCUGUCUCUUGUAGCAAUUUGGGAGGAGAAGGGAGCACGGGCAAGCGCACAUCUCAGCAUCUCGCCCCUGAAGAUGAAGACGAGUCCUCAGGAGACUCACCAGCGCCCCGGAAAGUCUCCAAAAUAGGCUUUAGCAUGGGCAGUCAGACGGCGAAGAAAGCUAACCCUAUAUCUAUCAAACUGGGAGCAACGAAGCCCAAAGAGCCUGCACCAUCAGCUCCUCCAAAAAAGACAGGGCUGGCAUCGGUUUUUAAUGAAGAUGAUGAUAGUGAACCAGAGGAGAUGCCUCCAGAAGCAAAGAUGAGGAUGAAAAACAUUGGCAGGGAGACACCAACAUCUGCAGGACCCAAUUCCUUCAACAAAGGCAAGCAGGGCUUCUCUGAUCAUCAAAAACUUUGGGAGAGAAAGCUAAAGGCCCAAUCAGAUAAAUACUAAAUGACUAUCACAGAUUGUUUUCUAAAACAGAUAAUUUUGUAUAGGUUGAUGUUGUCCGAUAUCUCAGAAGGCUCAAACGAUUCCUCAUUAUGAGCUUCUUGUUGACAACUGUUGAGCAUUGUGGACAUGUUAUGAAGAAUACUUUAAGCUUUCUAAGAUUGUGACUGAACCUUUAAAGUGUUUACAGUACGUUCUUAACCACUACUGGUUAUUUCCUAAAUGAGAGGUUUUUUCAAGCCUCUGUAUGAGAGGUGCAGGCUGGUGAUGGAGAGAUGGGACGAGCAAAUUAGCCAGAUUAUUGUUUUAACUGUAAAUUAAAAGCAUUUUUCAGUCCUCAUCAAGCUGGUUAUGUCCUGAGCGAGUGUGUUGCUUGUCUAAUAUUUGUGUAAAAAUGUACAUAGAAGUGUUGCUGUGUUUUAUUUUUAAAUCCCCAGAUUAGAGUUCGACUCUUACGUCAUGUUGCAGAGAAAAGUAGACUUUAAAUGGAUUUUGUUAAGUUUCUCAACAUCAAUGUAGAACCUUUUGUUUUCACCAGCUGUACCACAUCAGAGGCUGUCUUCGUUUACCCUACUUUACUUUUCAUGCUUUGUGUUCGGCUUCUUUGAACCCUGUUUUCCUGGUUACGUCACCAUCUCUGGAAAACAUGCAUCGGCCAUGUGGUUGCGUUCAUUUUUAUGUUCACAGUUAAAUGCAUAUUUUUAGCUGACAGGAAUGUGUACACCACAUCAGAAACCCGUGACAUGGAUACCCGGGUGCUGGAAACAGUCAUAAUGUUUUGGUGGUUAAAAUAAUGAUUAGUAAUAAUAAGAUAACGCUUUUAUUUUCCAUUCUAACGUCACAAAUGCAGCGUCUAUCCAUUUGCGCUACACCUCAGUGACUUUUCCUGCGCCUGAAAUUCUUUUAGGAAAUUUCCCUUGGUCUGAAGUAUGAAUUUUGUUUUCCUUUGUGGGUUAGCUAAAUGUUGUACAGACACCCCCAAAUGAAUGAAUUAACAUUAACAUUCACUAGUAUCUGUUUUCAUGAAAUGGUCUUCUCUUAAAUACACAUUUAAAAGUGAGUUAUUCAAAUUGGAUGAUGUGUGUUGUUUUGUGGAAAUGUUGGUUGUAACACAAUCUGUGAUAAACUUCACCUUGCAUAUAAAAUCUGAUUAAGUUUA